Messenger RNA from Zingiber officinale, 936 nucleotides. RefSeq names its product CDPK-related kinase 3-like. Gene Ontology annotation, cellular component: cytoplasm; nucleus. Lineage: Eukaryota; Viridiplantae; Streptophyta; Magnoliopsida; Zingiberales; Zingiberaceae. Gene Ontology annotation, biological process: intracellular signal transduction; peptidyl-serine phosphorylation; protein autophosphorylation. Bases 1 to 936 code for a protein of 311 amino acids. The record is from RefSeq and is a predicted model, not a curated record. The transcript is spliced from 8 exons. Gene Ontology annotation, molecular function: calcium ion binding; calcium/calmodulin-dependent protein kinase activity; calcium-dependent protein serine/threonine kinase activity.
AUGACAACACGAAUAUCAAUUGAAGACGUUCGUAGAGAGGUCAAAAUCCUCAAAGCCUUGUCCAACCAUAAUAAUCUUGUCAAAUUUUAUGAUGCAUGUGAGGAUGCACUUAACGUCUACAUAGUCAUGGAAGGUGGAAGGUACUCAGAGGAGGAUGCAAAAGCUAUAGUUAUUCAAAUACUGAGUGUAAUUACCUUUUGUCAUCUUCAAGGUGUUGUGCAUCGUGAUUUAAAGCCAGAGAAUUUUCUUUUCACCACCAGAGAUGAAAAUGCUCAGAUGAAGUUGAUUGAUUUUGGCCUUUCCGAUUUUGUUAAACCAGGCAAUAGUACAACAAACAUACAAACAGCGGUUCCCGGGCAAACAAUUUUGCACCCAUCAUAUUCAAUUCAUCAAAACCUCGAAGCGCUAUCCAAAGCCCUAACAGAGGAUCAGUUGUUUUAUCUAAGAUCACAGUUUAAGCUGCUAGCACCAAACGGAGAAGGUCACAUAUCGUUCGACAACUUUCGAAUGGCCCUAUUGCAAAAUGCAAAUGAGGCAAUGAAGGAGAGUAAGGUUAUUGAUAUCUUAAAUGUGUUGGAGCCACUCUCGUACAGAAAGAUGGACUUUGAAGAAUUCUGUGCUGCUGCAAUCAGUCCCCAUCACCUCGAGGCCUUGGAUGGGUGGGAACAAAUGACAAGUAUGACUUUUGAGCACUUCGAGCGGGAGGGGAACCGAACCAUCACCGUUAAGGAGCUAGCUCAGAACAAAGAGGAGGAAAAAGGUAAGGAUGCAGCCAUACUUUCUCGGUUAGAAUCUGCUGUUCCGGUGAUGCAACAUCAAUUCCGCAAAGGUGUCUGCUCUGUGGAGGAAGCAAGGCACGAGAGGAGAUCAGCUAAAGAUGGAAUUAGGGAAGGCUUGUCCGGCAAUGGUUUGAUCGCGAGCGAAGAUCGAUGCUAG